Molecule: messenger RNA, 241 nt
Organism: Symbiodinium pilosum
Lineage: Eukaryota; Dinophyceae; Suessiales; Symbiodiniaceae
Source: the annotation of a GenBank genome assembly
GUGUCCACCUGAUUGGCUUUGCAGGUGCCGACGCGUUUUCCGACCUUCUGAAGCUGAACGCUUUCAGCGCAUCUCCUCACGCAUACUUCCUCGGAGUUUGCUGCAUGGCAGUGAUUCUGGGCAUUGUGAGCACCAUCAUGGCAAAGCUGAGGGCCGGUGCUGGAGGAGCUUCGGAGGCGACGCCCCUUGCUGGAGCUGGAGCGUCACCUGCUGCAGAGGGUGGUGCUGCGGGCGAUCCUGA